Molecule: messenger RNA, 4194 nt
Organism: Mercenaria mercenaria
Lineage: Eukaryota; Metazoa; Mollusca; Bivalvia; Venerida; Veneridae
Product: BTB/POZ domain-containing protein 6-B-like
Exons: 4
Coding region: 116-1447 (443 amino acids)
Molecular function (GO): protein binding
Source: RefSeq, a predicted model, not a curated record
CCCUUUUAUUUUACACCGCCAUUUGUAACGUAUCUGCGUGAACAGUUUGCAAAUUGUUUGGCACACCAAAGUUGCAAAUUUAGAUCUACAGGAGUCCUGGUGUUUCUGUAUAAAGAUGUCAAGAAGGAGAACAAGCAGGACUAAAUUUGCAAAGACAGAACAGACUGAAGAAAAGUUAAUUGAGGAUGAAAAUAGAAAGAGUGUGGACUGGAGGGAUUCGAAGACUGCUGGACAAUGUCUGGAUCAGCUUUGUCUGUCUGAGCAGCUGUCUGACAUAAGUUUUACCUUCAAGGACGACCAAAAUGUGAAGCUUCCUGCACAUAAACUUGUCUUGAGCAUGCGCAGUUCUGUUUUUGAAGCCAUGUUCUAUGGACCUCUGGCAGAGCGUGGAAGUACAGUUCUCAUUGAAGAUAUCAAACCAGACGCCUUGAAAAUUGUUCUAAGGUUUAUAUAUUCCGACAGUGCAGAAUUGAAUGGAAAUAAUGUUCUGAGCUGUUUGUACGCAGCCAAGAAAUAUUGUCUUCAGGGGCUCAUAGAGAAAUGUUCUGCAUUUCUUGAAGAUCACAUUGAUGCUGAUAAUGUGUGUGAAGUUCACGAGCAGGCCAUAUUCUAUGAUAUGAAGUCGUUACAACAGAAAUGUUUUGAUUUUAUCCUUGAAAAUGCUUCAGAUGUAUUCCUGUCUACAAGUUUCCUUGAUUUAUCCCACAAUACACUAGUCAGUCUUUUGAAAAGUGACAAACUGUCAGAAGAUGAGGAGAAUAUAUUCUCUGCAUGUGUGAAAUGGGCCAGAAAUAAAUGUAAACUCGACAACAAGGACCCUUCCGCAGAAACUCUACGGGAAACACUUGGGGACGCUUUGUACAACAUUCGUUUUCCUGUGAUGUCAGUGGAAAAAUUUGCUACUAUUGUAACUCCCAGUGAAAUCCUUACAAGCACAGAUCAGAUAAUGCUAUAUCAGUAUUUUGCAACAAAUGGUUCCUCACCAUUAAAUAAAUUUACGAGUCGUAAGAGAAUGGGCAAAGUUACCACUUUAGAUGUCUCUAAAUAUACAGCCAAUGUUAAUGAUAUGUUCCAGGAAUUUUGUUUACGGUUUCGACGUACUAAAGGUUUGCCACCAUUAAAUCACGGAAGAACUAUUGUUCGAGUUAAAUCUUUGACUGGUAAAUUUGUUCCGGAAAUACGACGUGUUACUUUUAAAUGCAAUAACUGGGAAGGAAAUCUCAGAUUUAGUGCCAACGGAAAUGAAUUAAUCUUUCACACACCGAUGCAUAUUACAGAUAGUUGUUGUUUUGAGUUUACUGGAGAUGUGCCGCAUACAGAAUUUCACUCUUUUUCCCAUUUCAAUAAACUGUUGUCCAUAGGCCUAAAUAAGAGGAAAGAAGUGAAAGGGGAGACAAUUUACAUCACUCGUAUUCCAGUUGGUUUGAAGAGUAUUUCAUUUGUAUAAUAGUUGUCAAAAAAGGGAAGUCUUGUACUGAGUCUUAUUGAGAAAUCGGGAAACAGUCAAACCAUUGUUUUUAGCUCGACUAUUCGAAGAAUAGGGGAGCUAUCCUACUCGCCCCGGCGUUGGCUUGAGCGUCACUCAAAUGUUAAAGUUUGCGUACCACCCCAAAUAUUUUCAAAGUCCAUUGAGAUGUUGCUUUCAUAUUUUGCAUACUUGUUUACCAUCAUGACCUCAGUCUGUAUAAAGGAGGAGGCAACUCAAUCAUGCAUUUUGACUGAAUUAUGGCCCCUUUUCGACUUAGAAUAAAUGUUAAAGUUUGCGUACCACCCCAAAUGUUUUCAAAGUCAAUUGAGAUAUUGCUUUCAUAUUUUGCAUACUUGUUUACCAUCAUGACCCCAGACUGUAAAAAGGAGGAGGCAACUGUAUCAAGCAUUUUGACUGAAUUAUAACCCCUUUUCAAAUUAAAAUAAAUGUUAAAGUUUGCGUACCACCCCAAAUAUUUGCAAAGUCCAUUGAGAUAUUGCUUUCAUAUUUUGCAUACUUGUAUACCAUCAUGACCUCAGUCUGUAAAAAUGAGAAGGCGACUCUAUCAAGCAUUUUGACUGAAUUAUGGCCCCUUUUCGACUUAGAAUAUGCUUAUUGUAAUGUUAAAGUUUUACUCAUUGCUUAUAUUAUACUAUCAAGCACUGAGAAUAGUCGAGCGCGCUGUCCACUGACAGCUCUUAUUUUGUGUCCCCAUCACUGAGUGGAGGGGGCAUAUAGGUUUGGUCUUGUCCGUGCAUCUGUUCGAAAAAAGUUUGUGACAUGCCUAGCUCAAAAGGUAUUUGAUAUAAAUUGAUGAAACCUUGUACGAGUCUGUAUCAUGAUAUCAACUUGGGCACCUUCAAUUUUCGUCUGGCUCCACCCCCUAUUUCUAGAGUUAUGGCCCCUGAAAUAGUCAGAAAUGCAGAUUUUCACCUUAUGAUAUGCUUAGCUCAAAAAGCAUUUCAUAUAAAUUGAUGAAACCUUGCAUGAGUCUUUUUCAUGAUAUAAACAUGGCCCCUGAGAUAGUCAGAAAUGCACAUUUUCACCUUGUGAUGCACCUAGCUCAAAAAAUAUUUCAUAUAAAUAGAUAAAACUUUUCAUGAGUCUUUAUCAUGAUAUGAACUUGCGCAUCUCCUAUUUUGCAUCUGCUUCCGCCCCCUAUUACAAGAGUUAUUGUCCCUGAAAUAGUCAAAAAUGCACAUUUUCAUCUUGUGAUGUGCUUAGCUCAAAAAGCAUUUCAUAUAAAUUGAUGAUACCUUGCAUGAGUCUUUAUCAUGAUAUGAAUUUGCGCACCUGCUAUUUUUCGUCUGCCUCCGUCCACUUUUUCCAGAGUUAUUGUCCCUGAAAUAGUAAAUAAUGUACAUUUUCACCUUGUGAUGCGUCUAGCACCUGGAUAUAAAUUCAUGAAACCUUGCAUGUGUCUUUAUCAUGAUGUAACCUUGCACACUUGGCAUUCUUCUUGAGAUUUUAGCACUAAUUACAGAGUUAUGGCCCUUGAAAUAGCCAAAAUAGUGGAUUUUUUGUUUGUGAUGCUCAUAGCUCAAAAAGUAUAUGGCCUAGAAUAAUGAAUCCUUUAUAUAAAAUGUUUGUUGAGGCUAUACCCCAUUAAGACUGCAAACAUUUGGAUUAUUGCCCCUUAUUUGUGACAAAUGUACCAGUGGGGGCACACCCUGUGUCUUGAAGACACAUUCUAGUUUUUCUUUCAUGUAGGAUAGGUUAAAGGGGCACUUCUGGAGAUCUAUUCAAACAUUUUCAUCAGUUUAUAAAUAGAAAUAAAAAUAAUCUGAUUUAUUGAGCAGUAGCCUGUAUUCAUUUAUAAAACAUUCUUUUUAGCUCACCUGUCACGUAGUAACAAGGUGAGCUUUUGUGAUCGCCCGUCGUCCAUUCACAAUUUCUUGUGAACCCGAUAGAGACCACAGUUUGCAAUCAAUUUUUAGCCCACCAUCAUCAGAUGGUGGGCUAUUAAAAUCACACUGCGUCCGUGGUCCGUCCGUCCGUUAACAAUUUCUCGUUAUCGCAUCUCCUCAGAAACUACUGGGGGGAUUUUGACCAAACUUUGUCAGAAUGAUGUAUUGGUACCCUAGUUGUGUCCCCCUGAAAAUCAGACUGGUUCAACUAUUUAUGAGUAAGUUAUGGCCCUUUGUUUAUUUCUAUAUUUUACAUAGAUUUAUAUAGGGAAAAACUUUGAAAACCUUCUUGUCCAAAACCACAGAGCCUAGGGUUUUGAUAUUUGGUUUGAAGCAUCAUCUAGUGGUCCUCUACCAAGAUGAUUCAAAUUAUUUCUCUGGGGUCAAAUAUGGCCCCGCCCUGGGGGUCACAUGGUUUAUAUAGACUUAUAUAGGGAAAAACUUUGAAUAACCUCUUGUCCAAAACCACAGGGCCUAGGGCUUUGAUAUUUUGUAUGUGACAUCAUCUAGUGGUCUUCAACUAAGAUUGUUCAAAUUAUACCCCUAGGGUCAAAUAUGGCCCCGCCCUGGGGGUCAUAUGGUUUAUAUAGACUUAUAUAGGGAAAAACUUUGAAAAUCUUCUUGUCCAAACCACAAAGCCUAAGGCUUUGAUACUGGUAAUGUAGCAUCAUCUAGUGGUUCUCUACCAAGUUUGUUCAAAUUAUCCCCCUAGGGUCAAAAAUGGCCCCGCCCCGGGGGUCACAUGGUUCAUUAUAGACUUAUAUAGGGAAAAGCUUUUAAAAUGUUCUUGUCAAUAACUACAACAUUCAAAUUUGGACC